Messenger RNA from Closterium sp. NIES-65, 1353 nucleotides. The record is from the annotation of a GenBank genome assembly. Lineage: Eukaryota; Viridiplantae; Streptophyta; Zygnematophyceae; Desmidiales; Closteriaceae.
AUGUGCAAUCGGCCGGGACACCGCAAAAACGCCGCCCGUAGCGGCCCCGUCGCCGCCCCUCUAGGCCCCUCGCGGCGCCCUCACGGCCCCGUCGCCGCCCCUAGCGGCCCCGUCGCCGCCCCUCUAGGCCCCUCACGGCCCCUUCGCGGCCCCGUCGCCGCCCCUCUCGGCCCCGUCGCCGCCCCUCUAGGCCCCUCGCGGCCCCUCUGCAGCCUCGUCGCCGCCCCUAACGACCCCAACGCCGCCCUUUGCGGCCACCUCGCCGCCCCUAGCGGCCCCGUCGCCGCCCUUCACGGCCACCUCCCCGCCCUUCGCGGCCCCAUCCCCGCCUCUAGCGGCCCUGUCGCCGCCUCUAGCGGCCCCGUUGCCGCCUCUAGCGGCCCCGUCGCCGCCUCUACCGGCCUCAUCGCUGCCUCUACCGGCCCCUUCACCAGCCAACUCUUCCUCCAAUGCGAUAGGGCAGACGGACUCUCCCUUUUUGAUCUCACCUCUGGUGCUUCUCCUGCCCCGCCUGCUACUGCUGACAGCACUCUUCACUCACAGUGGGCCACACGCGAUGCUGCUACCCGUCUUGCUGGGUGUUCCCCCUCCCCCCUCUUGCCCUCUAUUGCUUCUGCUGCUGCGGCCGACCUCGUUGGCUUCGAGUCGGUCGGCGCUGCGUGUGCCCCUAGCGGGAGACGCCGCACCGGCAAGGGCAAGGGGGGCAAGGGCGCUGGAGGGGCUGGCGAGGGCAGUGGAGGUGGUGUUGGAGGCAGUGGAGGGGGUGGGGGUGGUGGUGGGAGUGGUGGCGGGGGUGGAGGUGUCAGUGGCAGCAGUGGAGGCGGAGGAGGCGGCGGCGGUGGCGGAGGGAGCGGAGGCGGCGGUGGUGGCGGAGGCGGCGGAGGUGGCGGAGGCGGCGGAGUUGGCGGAGGCGGCCGCGGCAGCGGUGGAGCUGGUCGCGGCUCUACGCAGAGGAGUGGUUCCGGUGGUGGUCCGCGCCAGCUGCACCAGCGCAAUCGUGAGACCCCGUCCCCCCAGCAGCUUCGUGAGUGGUACACUGGGCGUCAGCGAGGUGGGGGUACUGGUCCCUGCACCUACGUCCUUCGUACCGGCGACCGCGCUGGUGAGCAGUGCGGGGGCCCGCACUCCACCCAGCGCUGCUUCGGCCGCAUGACGGACGCGUGGCGUCACCAGUUCCCUGACGCCACUGAGAUCCCUCGCUGGGGAGAGCUGUCUAGGGCGGGGGUUGCUAUCUUUGAUCUUGAUUAUGAUGCUAUUCUAGCUGCCAUGUAUGCUGUGUCUACUAGUGAUGAGAGUGACUGUUACCUGUCUCUACCUCCCCUUGUUCUCUACGAACUUGGUGAGUGGAGCUGA